CACAACCCUGUCUCGUCAGUUCAUCCUUGAACAACACUCCGAGAAACAAUGGCUCCUAAAUCCAAAAUUCGCCUUGUAGACCAGCCUCCCUCUGCGUCUUCUACCGAUGAAGACGAGGAGCAAUCUGAGCGAGAAGAACUAUCUGACCUAGAAGUUAACAAGUCUGAAGCGGAGUACGAAUCAGAAUCCGAAGAAGAGGAAGAAAGGGCGCCUUCAACUCCAAUUUUGAAUCAAGACCACUCCGUUUCUGAGUGCGACGAAUCCCACGCAACUCUACCCUCACCGUCCGCCUCCGACUUCACCAUUAAGCCCAUUCUCUCUUCCAAGCUUCCUCCGGUUUCUCCCCCGAAGCCUCCCGCUCCAUCAAAAUCAUCGGCAAAGCGAGCCGCGGAGGCCAUCGAGAAAGAUUCGAAGAAGAAAAGGAGCAAAACUGGAGAAGGAGACGCCAAUGCGGAGGAGAAGAAGUCUGCGACUUCUGCCGGGUCGAACCGGCUGUGGAGUGAUGAGGAUCAGCUUGCUAUUCUACAAGGUAUGGUUGACUACCAGGCUCAAAAAGGAGCUUAUCCUGAUAUGUCCGAGCUUCAUGAUUUUAUUAAGGAUAAAUUGCACAUUGAGGUUUCUAAGAUUCAGAUGAGCGAAAAACUUAGGAGGCUUAAGAAAAAGUUCUUUACUCUUUCUGAGAAAGGAGAUGAACUUGAUUUUACUAAGCCUCAUGAUUCUAUGUCGUUUGAACUUUCAAAACAGAUUUGGGGUACUGCUUCGGGUAGUGUUAAUGGUAAAAAUCUGAAUGCAAUCAGUAAUAAUGUUGAACUGAAUGUGAAAACUGCCAAUGGGAAGGUAAAAAAGCCUGCUGAAGUUAGGAAAAUUAGUGAAAAGCCUGUUGAAGCUAAGAAAAUUAGUGAAAAGACUGUUGAAGCUAAGAAAAUUAGUGAAAAGCCUGUUGAAGUAAAGAAAAUUAGUGAAAAGCCUGUUGAAGUUAAGAAAAUUAGUGAGUCAAGAAACAGUGUUAAAGUGGAUAACUACAUGAAUAUACCUAAUGAAGAAGAAAGUGAAAAGAAGAGGAAGAAGACUGCAGCUAAGGCUGAAGAUAUUGAAAAGAAGAAGAAGAAGAAGCAGAGGAUUGCAUUUGAGGAAAAAGAGGAAAGAGUUGAACAGAAUGCUCUUGAGGAGAAAGAUGAUCCAACUGUGGUUGAAGAAACAGAUAAACAGAUUGCUCUUGAUGAAAGCGAUAAACAUAUUGCCAUUGAUGAAAGAGAUAAGCAGAUAGCUCUUGAGGACAAAAAUAAACAAGUUAUCAAAGACAUAGUUAAUGGUGAAGUGGAGACUGAGGAAGGGGAUUUUAAUUCCAAAUACCCACAUUUGGCUAAUUCUUUCAUCGAGAAGAACUAUUCCUGGGGUUCUCAUGAGACAUUAAAUAUGCUGAAGAAAAAACUGAAUUUGAUUGGGAGUUCCAAGGCUGAGGAGAUUGAGGAGAAGUGGACUAAGUUGUUGGAAGAACAGGCUGAACUUUGUGUGAAGAUUGAGGGUUUGUUAUCACAGCAGAUGGGGUUGGUGCUUGAGGCGAUAAGGCAAAAAAGAGGUAAUCUUUGAGUGUGGAUGGCGAUGGCUAUUUUUGUCUUUUGUAUUUUGGUUUGAAAGUAAUUUUGGGGCUUCAAAAUUUUGGCUCAGUAUACUGUCAUCCUUAGAGACUAAAAUUCUCUCUAUAUGCUCAUACACUUAGCAUCUAAAGUAUCUUGGAUUAACUUAAUGUUGGUGGUAUUAUUACGCAGGAAGCUAUUUUGUUUUUGGUUCAGUUGAUGAAAUUACAUUUUUGCCUUAAAUUGAAUGUAAGUUGCUAGCCAAUUUUGAAUUUGAUAACAUUAUAAGGAUUUGUAAAGAUGAAAUUUUUACAUGUUUCUUGUAGCUUGUUAACUGUAA
Molecule: messenger RNA, 1917 nt
Organism: Ipomoea triloba (trilobed morning glory)
Lineage: Eukaryota; Viridiplantae; Streptophyta; Magnoliopsida; Solanales; Convolvulaceae
Product: STOREKEEPER protein-like
Exons: 1
Coding region: 49-1590 (513 amino acids)
Biological process (GO): regulation of DNA-templated transcription
Cellular component (GO): nucleus
Source: RefSeq, a predicted model, not a curated record